This is a messenger RNA of Ceratitis capitata (Mediterranean fruit fly), 6531 nucleotides long. RefSeq names its product transcription initiation factor TFIID subunit 1 (gene Taf1). The record is from RefSeq and is a predicted model, not a curated record. NCBI's taxonomy places the organism in Eukaryota, Metazoa, Arthropoda, Insecta, Diptera, Tephritidae. Gene Ontology annotation, molecular function: RNA polymerase II general transcription initiation factor activity; RNA polymerase II general transcription initiation factor binding; DNA binding. Bases 163 to 6531 code for a protein of 2122 amino acids. Gene Ontology annotation, cellular component: transcription factor TFIID complex. Gene Ontology annotation, biological process: transcription by RNA polymerase II; RNA polymerase II preinitiation complex assembly; DNA-templated transcription initiation. The transcript has 20 exons.
UCUUUCGGCCUAUAAUAAAAACUUGUCUUCAAUUCUGUGUGAAAUUUUUGUGAAAAUUUAAUGUUUUCGCAACAAGGGCACUCUUGAUGUUGUCUGACAGAUCUCAUAUCUUAUUUUAGACUUUAUAGUUGUGCAAAUAAAAGAUAAAAACAUUGUUCCAAUAUGAGUUCUGAUAGUGAUGAUGACGGCUCUACUGGCCGUGGUGGCGGAGGCUCCGCUGAUAGUACCGGAGGUGGUUUUGGAAUGGACCUAACCGGUAUACUAUUUGGUAACAUCGACUCUGAAGGAAAAUUAGUAGACGAUGAUGCUGAAAAUGCGUUUGACUCCGAAUUUCGUGAACAUAUAGGAUCACUGUCUAAAAUGGGCCUGAAUUCUAUGCUAAAUGAAGUGAUAGAGACCGAAAAAGAUGAAAACGAGGAAGAAGAUGAUCCAAAAUAUCCGAUGAGUGAUUUCGAUGCAUUAAAAGCAGGUAUUUCAAGUACCGAUGGAAAUGAAGCUGAUAAUGAAGAUGAUGGCGAAAUUGUCAAGGAUGAUAACGCAAUUGACUAUUCAGAUAUCACUGAAUUAUCAGAAGAUUGCCCGCGUACACCUCCGCGUGUUGAACAAAGGACGACUGAAGACCUUGAGGACGCAAUACCUGCAACAAAAGUUGAAGCAUCAAGUGUAACUAAAGAUGAUAAAGAGCUGAUGCCACCACCUCUUGCGCCUAUUCGCAGUGUUUCAACCAACAGUAGUAACGUAGACGGCUCAGUUAAGGCGAAUGGGCCAGAUAACACAGACCAGAAAACAGAAAAGCAAAUCGAUCGAAAGUUGGAUACACCAUUAGCGGACAUGCUGCCUUCUAAAUAUGCGAAUGUGGAUGUGAGAGAAUUGUUUCCCGAUUUUCGACCUGAUAAAGUAUUACGUUUUUCACGACUAUUUGGUCCGGGAAAGCCAUCAAGUUUGCCUCAAAUUUGGCGAAGCGUUAAAAAGCGUAGACGGCGAAGAAAACACUCUCGUGACCAAAAGAAUCCAAACGCAGGUUCUGACUCACCAAGUGAUUCUGAGGAGCCCAAGAAAAAAGGGUUUGGUAUCCACAAUGGGCCUGAUCCUUUACCACACCAAUGCGUUUCGGAUGAUGAAGACAAAUUACUAAGCAUAACAAACAAUGAAGAUGUAAAACCUGAGGGCACAGAAAGUGGCGAAAAUAACGAUAAUAAACCAAAAGUAGCCGACUGGCGUUACGGUCCUGCUCAAAUUUGGUAUGACAUGUUAGACGUUCCUGACUCUGGAGAGGGGUUUAAUUAUGGAUUUAAAUCGAAACCAUCUGGAGCACCACAAAAAGGAAAUUCAUCAGAUUCGCAAUCUUUAGUGCCGGCUGAGGAGGAUAUGGUAAUCAAAGGAGAACCCAUAGCAGAUGACGCAUUUUUGAUGGUUUCUCAACUACAUUGGGAAGAUGAAGUUGUAUGGGACGGCAAUGAUAUUAAGGCGAAGGUCUUGCAGAAAUUAAACUCAAAAACCAUAGCAGCAGGUUGGUUGCCAUCAAGUGGUUCGCGCACAGCUGGAGCCUUUAGUCAGCCAGGUAAAACUAUGCCUGUGUCAGGAAACACCGGUAGUGGCAAAAUGCAGGGUAGUGGUGGGACGUCUUCAAGUAAAAAAGCUAAUCAAAUCAUUCAAAACAAACCACCAGAAGCAAUAGACGACACUUGGUACAGUAUUUUUCCUGUGGAAAACGAAGAGCUAAUUUAUGGUAAAUGGGAGGAUGAAAUCAUCUGGGAUGCCGAGCAAAUGCCAAAACUCCCGAAACCAAAAGUUCUUACACUUGAUCCAAACGAUGAGAAUAUAAUCUUAGGUAUACCCGAUGAUAUUGAUCCAUCUAAAAUUAGCAAAAAUACAGGACCGCCGCCGAAAAUCAAAAUUCCACAUCCGCAUGUCAAGAAGUCGAAGAUCCUAUUGGGCAAAGCUGGUGUGAUAAAUGUGUUGGCUGAGGACGCGCCCCCACCUCCGCCAAAAAGUCCAGAUCGUGAUCCAUUUAACAUCUCUAACGAUUCAUAUUAUCAGCCAAAGACUGAGCCAACAUUGCGUCUAAAAGUGGGAGGAGGCAAUUUGAUCCAACAUUCAACGCCUGUAGUAGAACUACGUUCACCGUUUAUACCGACAUACAUGGGACCAAUGAAAUUACGCGCGUUCCAUCGGCCACCAUUGAAGCGAUUUUCUCACGGUACCUUGGCGUCGCCAGGACCACAUCCAGUGUUACCACUACUUAAAUAUAUAGCGAAAAAGGCUAAACAAAGAGAGUUGGAACGUAUUGCUUCGGGUGGUGGAGAUGUAUUUUUCAUGCGUAAUCCUGAAGAUUUAAGUGGCAAAGACGGUGAUAUAAUUUUGUGCGAGUUUUGUGAAGAGCACCCACCUCUGAUGAAUCAAGUUGGUAUGUGCUCGAAAAUCAAGAAUUAUUAUAAACGAAAAGCUGCAAAGGAUAAUGGACCACAAGACUUUAAAUACGGUGAAGUUGCCUUUGCUCACACCAGUCCUUUCUUGGGUAUUAUACAUCCGGGUCAGUGUAUACAAGCCUUGGAAAAUAAUAUGUAUCGUGCGCCAAUCUAUCCACAUAACAUUAAUUCGACGGACUUUCUGGUUAUACGAAACCGAAGUAAUUAUUGGAUACGUGCUGUUAAUGCAUUGUUUACUGUUGGGCAAGAAUGCCCAAUUUAUGAAGUGCCUGGACCAAAUUCAAAACGAGCAAAUAAUUUCACUAGAGACUUUUUGCAGGUGUUCAUUUACCGACUGUUCUGGAAGAGUCGCGAUAAUCCACGACGUAUUCGUAUGGAUGAUAUCAAACGAGCUUUUCCAGCGCACUCGGAAAGCAGCAUUCGCAAGCGUUUGAAGCAGUGUGCAGAUUUCAAACGUACUGGUAUGGAUUCCAACUGGUGGGUUAUUAAGCCGGAAUUCCGUCUGCCCUCCGAAGAAGAAAUUCGUGCAAUGGUCUCACCCGAGCAGUGUUGUGCCUUCUUCAGUAUGAUUGCUGCCGAGCAGCGUCUGAAAGAUGCUGGUUAUGGUGAAAAGUUUUUAUUCGCGCCACAGGAAGAUGACGAUGAAGAAGCGCAGUUGAAGCUAGACGAUGAAGUGAAAGUGGCGCCUUGGAACACCACGCGCGCAUACAUACAAGCAAUGCGUGGCAAGUGCCUACUCCAAUUGACUGGUCCAGCCGAUCCCACCGGUUGUGGUGAAGGCUUCUCUUAUGUGCGAGUGCCAAACAAGCCUACGCAAACUAAAGAAGAGCAAGAGUCUCAGCCAAAACGUACUGUUACCGGCACAGAUGCCGAUUUGCGCCGUCUUCCAUUGCAACGCGCUAAAGAACUGCUGCGCAAAUUUAAAGUGCCUGAAGAAGAAAUUCGCAAGCUGUCCCGUUGGGAGGUCAUUGAUGUGGUGAGAACACUUUCUACAGAAAAGGCCAAAGCCGGCGAGCAGGGUAUGGACAAAUUUUCGCGUGGCAAUCGUUUCUCCAUCGCAGAGCAUCAGGAACGCUACAAAGAAGAAUGCCAGCGCAUAUUCGAUCUUCAAAAUCGCGUAUUAGCAAGUUCCGAGGUACUCUCCACUGAUGAGGAUGAAUCAUCAGCAUCCGAAGAAUCCGAUCUUGAAGAGCUGGGCAAAAACUUGGAAAAUAUGCUUUCGAAUAAGAAGACAUCCACACAACUCUCACUUGAGCGCGAAGAGCAGGAGCGUGAAGAGUUGUUGAAGAAAAUUAUGGAAGAUCAGGAGGGUGGUAAGGGUGGCAAGUCGAAAGAUGGCAAAGACGACAGUUCACAGCAGCCGGCUACGAAUCCAAAUCAGGGUCGCAUACUAAAAAUUACACGCACUUUCAAAGAUAGCGAAGGCAAGGAGUAUACACGUGUAGAGAUUGUACGCCGGCAACCAGUAAUAGAUGCAUAUAUGAAGAUACGCACAACUAAGGAUGAACAAUUCAUUAAACAAUUCGCCACGUUAGACGAACAGCAAAAGGAAGAGAUGAAGCGUGAGAAGCGGCGCAUACAAGAACAACUGCGUCGUAUCAAGCGAAAUCAAGAACGUGAGCGACUUGCAUUGCUUGCCCAAAAUCAAAAGCUGCAGCCCGGUGGUAUGCCAACAUCACUGGGUGAUCCCAAGUCUUCCGGUGGCUCAUCACAUAAGGAACGUGAUACGCCACACAAAGAAGUUAGUCCUUCACGCAAGAAGUUCAAGUUGAAACCGGACUUAAAGCUAAAGUGUGGAGCUUGUGGGCAGGUUGGUCAUAUGCGCACCAAUAAAGCAUGCCCGCUCUAUACCGGCUUGCAAGGCCCUUCACCUUCAUCAAAUGUGACUGUUACUGAAGAUCAAGAAGAGGAGGUUGAGAAAGAAGUAAAUUGCGAAGAUGACGACUUGGUUAAUGUAGACGGCACUAAGGUAACCCUAAGCAGCAAAGUGCUUAAGCGACAUGAUGACGUACGUCGGCGUACACUAUUAUUGAAGAUGCCAAAAGAAACGCCGGGUAAAAAGAAACGUCGCAUGGCGGGCGAUUUGCAUUGUGACUAUUUACAACGUCAUAACAAGACAGCAAAUCGACGACGCACCGAUCCUGUCGUGGUUUUGUCUUCCAUACUCGAAGAGAUACUCAACGAGUUGCGCUCAAUGCCCGAUGUAACACCAUUUUUAUUUCCCGUUAACGCUAAGCUGGUGCCCGACUACUAUCGCAUUGUAACAAAACCUAUGGAUUUGCAAACCAUGCGUGACUACAUACGUCAACGUCGAUAUCAUAAUCGCGAGGAGUUUCUGGCUGACCUCAACCAAAUUGUGGAAAACUCGACACUUUACAAUGGCGCACGCAGCUCGUUCACCGUCGCAGCGCAACGUAUGCUGCAGAGUUGCUUCGAUCUACUAGCUGAGAAGGAAGAUAAGUUAAUGCGUUUGGAGAAGGCAAUCAAUCCACUGCUAGAUGACAAUGAUCAAGUGGCAUUAUCGUUUAUUUUUGAACAAUUGCAUGGCAAAAUAAAAUUAAUGCAGGAGAGCUGGCCGUUCCUGAAGCCGGUCAACAAAAAGCAAGUACGUGAUUAUUACACAAUCAUAAAGCGACCAAUGGACUUGGAAACUAUUGGAAAAAAUGUUGAGGCACAUCGCUACCAUUCACGCGCUGAAUUCUUGGCGGACAUUGAACUGAUUGCAACCAACUGUGAGCAGUAUAAUGGCAGUGAAUCACGAUUCACAAAGAAUGCAAAGGAUUUAGUAACGAUUGCACGUACUCAACUGGAAGAGUUUGCAGAACACUGCGCGCAACUCGAACAAAACAUCAGUAAAGUGCAGGAACGUGCACGUGCCGAUGCUGAGUUGGAUGAUACCUGGUGUGGUGAUGACCAAGACUAUGACUUUCCGCAUCGUACAAGUCGUUCGAGUACACCGGAAAAUGAUUUUAUUGACGUCGAAGGUAAUGAGAGGCCAACAACAUCCGCCGCAGCGUCUACAUCCUCAUCGGCAUUGCAGCGUGGCUUUAUUGGUGGCAUAACCAUACCGGCACCUGUACAGCCAGGCAGUAGCAAUGAUAUGGCACCGCCGGCGCCAUCCGAUAUAAAACGCGGACGUGGACGUCCUCGUAAACAACGCGACACAGUAGAGGAGGUCAAAAUAAAUGCGAGCGCUGUUAAACGUGGGCGUGGCCGACCCCGCAAGGACAGCCUAGCCUCAAAUAUAAGUAACCCACAAAAUUCCUUUCUGGAAGAAGACUUGCAAUGUUCGACAGACGAUGAAGAAUUUCAAGAGGUAUCUGAGGAUGAGAAUAAUGCAGCCAGCAUACUUGAUCAAGGUGAACGCAUACAACCCAAUGGCAGCGGCAUGGAUACUGCCGGCGGAGCUGUGCUUGGCAUGGAUCAAAUUGAUGUGUCGCAUAUAAAAACUGAGAUGAAAAUUGAGCCGCCCCAAUUGGCUAAUGAGGAAGAGGGUGCAGAGCAACAUUGCGAGGACGAUAGCCAACAGGCCGCUGAAGCCAUGGUGCAAUUGAGCGGUGUUGGUUUCUACAACCAGCAGCAGCAAGAUGACUCUAUGGAUUUGGAUCCUAAUUAUGAUCCUUCUGAUUUCUUGAAUUUCGGCAAUCGCAAUGUUAGUAAUGAUAACAAUGAGGAUUUGCAAGGCAACCAAAACCAUACACAAUAUGGCAAGGAAGACGAUGAUGCGAAUAUACAAUAUAAUACUAAUGCCAAUUUGCCUGAUGGUACGAUGCCAGCUCAAAUGUCUUCUAUGCCUCAAAUGCCACUUAUUAUGCCACCAAAUACGGACAAUGUGGGCAUAGAUGAGGACUUGGCAAUUUCCGAGAGUGAUGAAGAAGAUGGUGGGGACAAUACACAUAAUGAUGGUGGUGACGUCAGCAUGAAGAAUGAGGUUUUCAAUGAUAAUGGUGAAAUGGCAAAUGAUGCCAAUAUUCCUAUUAACCCUAAUGAUGCUAAUGAUAUUCAAAUGAAUAUGGAUGCUGCAAAAUCAGAACCGCAACAGCAACAGCAACAUCAACAUCAACAAGAUGAUAAUGAUGAUGAUGAUUGGUUACAUUUCUAA